CCCACACCUGCGCUGAGUGAGAAAAAAGUAAACAACGAAUUGGUGAAAAUGGCGAAGGAGCUGCUAGAUGAUGCUUGCGAAAACUACCAAAAUCCAAUGGAAUCAACGAUUUUAAACAAUCAUGAAUGCACGUCUUCGUCAAACCUGAAGAACUCAUCUUUAAAAGUGGAACUGCUACAAAAAUUGGAAACAGUGACCAUGUAUUUCAUCAAGAUUUGCUGGAGUCGGAUGAGUAGGGCACUAUCAAAACUGCCAGCGGAACUCAACCUUGCUGAAACCGUGUUGGUUUCCCAUCCGACAGUUUCUCCAACAAGUCCGAAAAAAAUCCUAGAUAGAGGUGCUUUGAACGUACCUGAACCAUAUUGGGGCGAUGGUGUACGAUAAGAGAAUAAAAAUACUUAAUACGUACAUAUUUAUUAGGAACAACAAUCUUAAAAGUAAGUAAAUAAUAAAAUGAAAUAAUAUAAAAUAGCAUGAAUUAUUAUGAAAUCCGAAAUCUCCAUAUUCUACGUCUGUGUGCGUGCUCCGUUAGCGCACAAUUUUCAUAACCGUUUGCAUAACGUUGGAAGAACAUCAUAUCAAACCGUUUCACGACUAUUACUAUUAAUGUUUGGUUACGGGGGAACCUUUUGAAAAACUGUAACAGAAACAAUUAGACGACACAAUCACGCUUCCCAUGAGUGUUUUUGGAUGUUAUCUCAACUGUUUGUAGAACAGUUCCUCCAUAUAAGCGUUUUAACAGUUUUUAACAAUUACAUAACCUAACGACAUAUUAAAAAUACUGUGAAUUCGG
Molecule: messenger RNA, 793 nt
Organism: Uranotaenia lowii
Lineage: Eukaryota; Metazoa; Arthropoda; Insecta; Diptera; Culicidae
Exons: 2
Coding region: 49-384 (111 amino acids)
Source: RefSeq, a predicted model, not a curated record